GGAAAUAAACAAACGACGUACGGUAUACGCGCUCUCAAAGCGCAAACUUACAGUAAGAUCAAACUGUGAACUUUAUACAGGUGCUCCUGCACUUUUAAAGAAGAACGAUGACCGCUUUAUCCUGUCUGUCUGUGGUCUUAUUGUUUUAUAUCUUCUGCCUCACAGCAGUGUUGUCAGAGAAGGUCCCGGCCCCUGAGAAUGUGAGAAUGACAUCUCUGAACAAGGGAUUAAUUUUGGAAUGGGAUCCACCACAAAACACCACGAAUACACUCUUCAACUACACUGCUGAAAUGAAAGGAUGGAAUAUGUAUAAGCCAGUGUGUCUAAGCAGCUCAUCACUAAGCUGUGAUUUCACUGACAAAGUUUCAGUUUUUGGAACCUAUCAACUUCGUGUUCAGGCAGAGCUACAUGGAGAAAUGUCUGAUUGGGUGGAAACUGAAAAGUUAUCAGUGGAUGAAAUAUCUGAGAUUAGCACUCCUCAUGUACAACUGAGAAGCAGAAAAGGACAAACAGAAGUUGGUAUCACUGAUCCUCCUAUGAAAAAAAAAGAAUUUGAGGGAUGUCUUUGUAAUCUCAUUCGUUUCUGGAAAAAUGGAGAAACAAAAAAGGAAGAACUAAUAAGAGAGCAGAACAGAGUUAUGUUACCAAGACUGGAGCCUCUUGUAAACUACUGCGUUGAAGUAGAGAUUUUGUAUUUGAGCAAUACAAGUCAGACCAGCAACUUCACCUGUUUAACCAACACCUCCAGCAAUGAAGUAGAGUCCUGGCUUAUAGCAGUUGUGCUCCUGGUCAGUUUUCUGGUGGUGUUAGUCGCUGUUGUCCUGAUCUUUCUGGCUGUGUGGUUUGGCUACAGAGGAUGCAGAAUUAUUUUCCCUGAUGCUGACCUGCCAGAGGACCUAAAAAAAUUUUGGUCACAACGGUCUUCAAUACUUUCGGCCAUGCAGGAGAGCACGCCGUUGAAGGAGCACUUUUGUGAGCUAAGGAUAUUGCACAAGGAGCUAAACAGCUCUCAGGAAAAUCAGCAGAUAGAAGGACCAAUCAGGAUUCAGACACAUAAGAAUGAGUUUUGUAUAGGAGCCGAUGUAAAACAGAGCAGUGAGGAGAAAUCUGAAAUGAUCAUCACAACAGAACAGAAGCCCUUGCUUGCUGAAAUGAGACUGUAGUAAUACGGUAUCAAAGUCAAUGAUUAUUGAUCAUUUAUUUUGCCAACUUAAACUAUUCUGUGAAAACAAAAUGUCAUGUCAUCUAGGGCUGGACUGACAAUGUUUUUGUUUGUAUUUAUUCAGUCUUCAUUUUGAUGAACCGAUAUUGAUUCUUAAAUCCCAAGAAUCUAUUUUUUUAAUAUAUGCUGUUUUUCAGUUGAUGUAUGAACAAAACGAUACACUAAACAUUAGCUUUGUUACAAAGUCCCAGCUUUCAAAUUCUGUCAAUUGUAUAACACAAUUGAAACAAUAAAUGGCGUAUUGGCACUGCUUUAUUUAGCGCAAUAGACCGCUGUAGCCGCCUCGGUUUGGCAGCAAUCGUGAACCGGUCAUCUCUUUCUUUCAAAAAGUAAAUGUUCUGUAACAGGGAGCUAUUUUAUGCUGUUUAUAACAACCAAAGUUUCCCUUCACAAAAAUUCAAAACAAAAGCAUGUCCAUAGCCGACAAUCUGUCUCUACUUUUCCACCAUGUUGUUUCCAGACCAAAAUGGGGGAGCAACAAUAUUGGACAGACAUGUUUUUAAAGUGCACUGAC
Molecule: messenger RNA, 1736 nt
Organism: Sinocyclocheilus anshuiensis
Lineage: Eukaryota; Metazoa; Chordata; Actinopteri; Cypriniformes; Cyprinidae
Product: interleukin-10 receptor subunit beta-like
Exons: 7
Coding region: 108-1163 (351 amino acids)
Biological process (GO): cytokine-mediated signaling pathway
Cellular component (GO): plasma membrane
Molecular function (GO): cytokine receptor activity; protein binding
Source: RefSeq, a predicted model, not a curated record